This is a messenger RNA of Rhea pennata, 5650 nucleotides long. It is a transcript of the gene MAFF, whose product is annotated as MAF bZIP transcription factor F. Gene Ontology annotation, biological process: regulation of transcription by RNA polymerase II; regulation of epidermal cell differentiation. Bases 2903 to 3661 code for a protein of 252 amino acids. The record is from RefSeq and is a predicted model, not a curated record. Lineage: Eukaryota; Metazoa; Chordata; Aves; Rheiformes; Rheidae. Gene Ontology annotation, molecular function: DNA-binding transcription factor activity, RNA polymerase II-specific; RNA polymerase II cis-regulatory region sequence-specific DNA binding. Gene Ontology annotation, cellular component: nucleus. The transcript is spliced from 3 exons.
GCGAGGGAGGGAGGGAGGCGGGAGCGGGGCCCCUUGGAGCAGGCGCCACAGGAUUUUCCACCGCCGCCACUAACCCCUCCCCAGGCAGAUCUCGCCUCCCGCCAAGUUUUGUUUUCCUCGGCUCCGGUUAACUUCGGCGGGAAGUUUCGGGUUGAGAAAUCGGCCCUUUCGGCACCCAGGAGAGUUCAAGGCUCGCUCGGCUCCCGUUUGCUCGCUCCCCGCUAAGCGGCUGCUGCGUUUUCGCCCCACAGGGGUAGCUGCGUUCCCAGGACAGGUGGUUACUUCUGUGCGGAAAUACGCAGUUUGGAAGUCUUGUUUGCGGCACGGUGGGUUUUGUUUCCAAAAGACGCCAGCGAGAGCAGUUAACGCUUGCCUGCGGGCACCCUGUGGCUCUCACACUUCGUUCCCCUCCAAAGGGGUAUAAAUAGAAAAUACUGUGGUGCUUUACCUCCCACGAGGUGACAACCCAGUGGCCAAAAGCUGGAUUAUUUUUAGCAGUUCUUGCAAGUGUCAGCCCUGCCGUAGGGAGCCGAGUGCUGUUUCUUUAAACCCGUAGCAGGAAGCUGGGCCAGGAAGGGACCGGGGCAGCAGCCCUACACUCCAAGGCAGAAAACAGCUUUAGGGUUAACGCUGUGUUUUCACUUUCCUGCUCAGCAAAAAGCGACUCACCAUCACAUGACGGUCACUGCGGCGCAUGCCCACACUGCCGUGGGGAGCAAAGGUUGGGAGGCUGCAGGUCCCGUUUCACAGGGCAAAAGCGAAGCCAGGGAGUAGCGGGAGCGCGGGUGCUCCCCGGCUGCUGUCACCCCCGUCCAUGCUCCCUCUUCAGCUUCAGCUGGCGCCUUUGGUAGUCCCAGCUCCUGAGCCAGGACCCACGGGGACUCUGCCCGCUGAGUAACACCUCCCGGCCCAGGAGCUGAGCUGGGAAGUCCUCUGCUUCCUCACAGUGCUGGAGGCGGCUGCCGGAGUGCUUCUCACUGCUCAGAGACGGGACGCUUCUGGCCAUCUCUGCCCCACAUUUCAGUCAGAAAUAGGAGCUGCAGGGAAAGGUCCUGCUGAGAUACCUGAGCCUGCAGAGGUACCGUCAGCAUCACGCGCUGGCGCAUUUGAGCACUGGCGGCUGCCAGCGGUGCCUUGAGCGCUCUGUGAGGUCCUGGAUCUGGCCCGUUGUGCCACCACGAUCACACAUAAAUCCUUCUCCUGUGGCCGAGUCGGGAGGGUUAAGUCGUAGGGUUCGCUAUGUUGCACGGCGGGACCGUGGGGUGCCCCAUCCUCACAAUGCAGUGGUGUAGAUGUGUUAGAGGCUGUCCCUGGUGCCCAAGUGUCCCCAUGGCCUGGCACAGGUGUUAGCAUUGGCGGCACACCCACUCCCUUCUCAGGAACAGCGGCAGGUAGGGGACAUGCUUGGAUAGAGGAUCUGCUUCUUCCCUGUAAGUCCUUUUCCUUCUCUAUUUGAAGCUGCAUCCAGGUGCAUUAUAAUAGCUGACCAUCCGUAUAGAGGGCUAGAUCCUGGUCCCUUGCAUUAGGGAAAGCUUUUGCCGACAAAUCAGGUGGCAAUGGGGUCCUGCCUUGUGGAGGUGCCAUUAGACCCGCUGCCUUCCCGAGCACUUGCGGGUUGUCCCAUCCUUCAGCAGCCCUGGCUAGAAUUAGAAUUAGGGCAAAUCAAUGAAAUAGCAGGCAACAGAAAGGGAGUUGAAAUAGCCUGCCUCAGGGCCUCGACACAGUGUAGCUCUGCCGGUGGGCCUGAUCAGACACCAGGCUUUGACUUUGCUGAGGGAUCUCUCCUCUGAAAACCAGCUAAAGGCUCUUGUGCCUGCAGCUAACCUGGGCUGGUCUCUGAGCCCCAUCUCUGAGCCCAAAUGAGGAGGGGUCCAGCAGUGAUGCAGAUCUAGGAAAGUCUCCUCUCCUGGCCUCCCUCAUGCGGCCACAUCUCCGGGGGCUCUGAGCCAAAGCAAGAGGCCUGCAGUUGUGCCAAGGAUGCAAGGACCUGGGAGAAGGGUGGCUCUGCUCCCAGCUGGAACUGACUUAGGCAUGGGAAGUUUUGGGUUGUAUUUGUUUCUUUCCUAAAUCUUAUCCAUCUCUUGUGUAAGUUCCUGAAAUCUCUCCCCCUCCUGAGCCUCUCCUGCCUGCUCCGGCAGCCGGUGGAGGAGGCCAUGGCCACCCCUGCUGCACAGAACAUGUUCCCUCACCUCUGUAUGCAGCUCCCCACGCUUCCUGGCUCUUAUUGCAUCAGAUUUCAGCCUGCUGUUUUCCCAGCUCCACCUUUCCUCUCCGCUCUCCUCCCAACUCUUCACCUUAUUGCUGCUUGGAGUGCGCUUGGUGGCAGCCUGUCCCUCAAACCCUUUCCUGUGUGUGCAGCCUUCUCUCCCCAGCUUCAAAUUUGCCUCAUCCAUCUGCCCCUUGUCUCCUCCUUCUAGCUAGCCCUCACCUCUGCCCAUUUUCCCUCUCCCUUGGUCUGGUUGCUCCUCCAGCAGAGGGACUGCCUGAGACAGGGACAUGCUGCUUGGUUGCAUUUCGAGCCCCCAGCCCUUGCCACCCCCCUCCUCAGAACCCAGUGACAAGGGAAAAAAACAGUUGACUAGCAAGGGGACGGGCACAGGUUUGGUGACUUUUCCUCCUGCAGUGCUGAAUCACGGUGAGAUGACUUUUCUCCCACCCACGCAACGCUGCUGUGCCCAGAUCCUUUGCUCCCCUCCUCGGGACCUCUCCAGACACUUGAUUCAUUUGACCUCCUCCCCUGGCAGACCGGGGUGCACUCGCCAAAUGGGGCACGAGGGCUGCGGGGUGGCAUGUCUGCGUGCCCCGGCAGGUCCCGGCACGCAGGCUCAGCUCGGUGGAGGCUCAGGCGCUGCUGGGCUCCCACUUUGCAGGGCAGGGCAGGUGCCCGCGCUGAGGUGGGCACAUGCCGGUGCACCGGGCAAGCGUGUGCGGCGAAGCGGGAUGCCCUGGGCAGCGUGCGGCAGUGAGACCUGGCCGAGCUUGCAGCUGGUUUCACUCCAGCAGCCAGAGCCAUGGAGUUGCUGCUUUUACUUUCCUUUUAGCACCAGGCGGACUCUCGCCUGCGUUUCCUCCCCUCUCGGAGGAGGAAGCUUGGCCUGGCUGCCGUGUCCCUGCAGCAUGGCAGGGCCAUUUCGGGUCCUCGGAGACCUCUGAGCAGGGCAACCUGGCAGCCUCAGGGCAGCACGAAGGAGGGCCGGCCUUGGGGGAGACGAUGGCAGCAGACGGACUCUCUAGCAAGGCCUUGAAGGUCAAGCGGGAGCUGGGGGAGAACACGCCGCUGCUGUCGGACGAGGAGCUGAUGGGGCUGUCGGUGCGGGAGCUCAACCACCACCUGCGGGGCCUCUCCAAGGAGGAGGUGGCGCGGCUGAAGCAGCGCCGGCGGACGCUGAAGAACCGGGGCUACGCGGCCAGCUGCCGGGUCAAGCGGGUCUGCCAGAAGGAAGAGCUGCAGAAGCAGAAGAUGGAGCUGGAGUGGGAGGUGGACAAGCUGGCCCGGGAGAACGCCGCCAUGCGCCUGGAGCUCGACACCCUCCGCGGCAAGUACGAGGCCCUGCAGGGCUUCGCCCGCACUGUGGCUGCUCACGGGCCCCCUGCUAAGGUGGCCACUGCCAGCGUCAUCACCAUCGUCAAGUCCGGCACCAACCAGGCCGCCUACUCCUAGUGCCGGCCCCCGUCCCCCUGCCGGGUGAGGCCCCCCAGGGCGCCUUCCCCCACAGAUCAACUUGAAGGUUGCCUCCCUCUCCCCUCCCCAACCCCCUUCCACAGCUGCUGGGACCCAUGGUCCAGGGCCCGAAAUCUCCUCCUGCUCCACGGUCUCCCUUGGAUUUGCAGCCUCUCCUCUGCCCAGAGCCCUCUCAAGGCCUGGGGCUAGCCGUCCUGCGCAGGGAGGGGGCGUUGGGAAGGGGUGACGGGACCCUGCUGGGGGACCCUCGAGGAAGCAGCGGCCCCCAAAGCCUGGCAGUGCCCCGCAACACCCCUCGUCUCCGACUCCAGCCCGAGCACCCUGCCUGUCUCCUGCUGCAGCCUCCUCCUGGCCGGGCACCUCUCACCCAGGCAGCCGUGUGUGGAAGAGAGGGAUGCUCACACAAGCAGAGCUGAGGAAGUGUCCCAUGUCUCCAAGCUGGCAGGAAAACCCUGUGCACCUCUUUUUUUGGAGAGGGUGCAGGAGAGCUGAGUGCAAGCCAGGCACUCUCAGGAGCAUGCCAGGGAGAAAAAUGAGGGGAAGGAGUUUUGCAGAAGGGACAAGAUGGAGAGGGGUGUAUCAGUGCUGAGGUCUGGCUCGGCGUCAGCUUCACAACUUGGACCUGUGUUGGCCACCGCCGCAGUCAGCACCUGGAAGAGGUGGCAGCGUGGCUGUGGGUACGCGGAGGGCCAUGGGCCUGUUUGGCUUGGCUCUCUGCUGGCUGAAGCCUCGAGCUUUUUGGCACAGAAGAGAUCAGAGACAGCGAGGACAGGUGGCAGGUCAGAGGGGGAGAGAAAGUGGCUGUGGGUUGGUGCCUGAAUUAGUGUAAAUGGAGGUGGAAAACCAUCAUGGCAGCCUGUGACAUUGGAGUCCGGGGGAGUCCGGAGGUGACAGGGAACAGUGGCGAGGGAAGGGAGGACCUUGGUGGAGGGAGAGCUCGGGGACAGUGAGAGGGUUGGUCCCGGUCUUGUUUCUUCCGCUGUAGCCCUGGGCUGUUGCUGGUGAGGGCCAAGAGGAGAAGCAAGAGGUGCUCUUUUAUCUCUCUCCAUCACGCACAUCCUUCACACCUCUUCCUGCCCACGGGGACGCGGCAGCCCCAGCCAGGCCGGGUGGCUCUGAAACAGAGAGGCACCAGCAGGAAGGAAACGAAGGCAGCUGGAGCAGAGAUAAACACUAUUUUGUUCAGCACAAGCCGGCUUGGACAGCCCCACAAAGCCAGGCACGCGUUCCCCUCCGCUCCACUGCAGGAAGACUACAAAGCACGCGGAAAGGUGGUCCUGGCCCCAGGGAGCGAGAGCCAAGGCCGGCUAAAAAGGAGAGGCCGAGAGAGGGGUGGUGGUGCUGAAGGUGGGCAGUGCUGGGCUAGAGACCGAGGAUGUCUCUGCUCCUGGGAUUUGCAGGACCUGCCUCGCACGGUGUUGCUUCUCCCUUUGAUUUUCCUCUAGCUUGGACACAAGCCUGGGACAGCUCUCUCUUCAGAAGGCUUAAGUGCUGGAGAAGAGUUGGGUUUUACAAAUGCAUGCAGCAACCUGGAGACGUGGAGAGGUAACAAGAGGCAGUCCCUUCUCGGCACCUGCCAAGUACCCGGUUGUCCCUUCCUGCCCCUGCCCGGAUAUUGCCACGCCAGCCACGCUAGGCUGCAGCCUCCAUCCCUCCCUGAAGAGAGGUGCCCACCGCGCUGCGGAGAGAGCACUAUGGUUAGCAUCCCCCCACCCCACCCCCAACUCCUCUUGGGUUUAUUUAUUGCACGAACAUAAGUUAUUUUCACGUCCUCUUUGCCAUUCCGCCUCUCGGCACAGCCAGGAUGUUGGUACAGAGCCGUACUUUAUAUUUUAUAUAUGCAAAUCACAUUUUAUCUUAUAUAGAGCAAAAAAUACUUAUUUAUUUUCUGACUUACAGUAUGUGUCCUACCUGACUUCUCUGUAUUUUGUAGACUUUACAAAUAAAGCAAGUUCUUUUUUUUCCACA